Messenger RNA from Metarhizium acridum CQMa 102, 696 nucleotides. RefSeq lists its product as uncharacterized. Gene Ontology annotation, molecular function: sequence-specific DNA binding; methyltransferase activity; DNA-binding transcription factor activity. Gene Ontology annotation, biological process: regulation of DNA-templated transcription; DNA repair. The record is from RefSeq and is a predicted model, not a curated record. Lineage: Eukaryota; Fungi; Ascomycota; Sordariomycetes; Hypocreales; Clavicipitaceae.
AUGUCUUGCCACUACCCCAUCACUUAUCCAGGCCUUGAUCUCAACCUCUUCGAUGACGACGAAGCCCGCUGGCGGGCCGUACAGACGCGCGACGCCGUAGCAGACGGCUGCUUCGUCUACGCCGUCAAGACAACAAAGGUCUACUGCCGACCCAUCUGCAAGGCCCGCCUAGCCCGCCGGUCCAACGUCAGCUUCUACUCGACCGGGGCGGAGGCGCAGAACGCCGGGUUCAGGGCCUGCAAGCGCUGCAAGCCCGAGAUGGAGGGCUUCAUGCCCGAGGAGCGUGCCGUUCAGCGGAUUCGCAAGUUUGUCCUGGAACGGGCCGGCACGGCGGCCGAGGAGAAGGGGUUGAGCCUGAGCCAGAUGGCCAAGAAGUCGGGUCUGUCCAAGUGGCACUUUCACAGGGUGUUUAAGAGGACCGUGGGCGUGACGCCGUUUGAGCACCUGCGCAACGAGAGGGUUGCCUGGGGAAGCUCGACGGGGGGUGGCGAGGGAAUGUGGGAUGGAGGACAGGCUGUUAGGACUGGGGAGCUUGAUUUGGACAACUUUUGGACCGUGGGCUUGGAAACAGAUGGUCCCGGCGAGAGCGUGAGCCCGAGUUCCGGGUUGAGGUCGGUUGGAGGCAAGGGGAGUCCGUUGGCGUUGGGGCUGGAGCUGAAUGAUUUCUUGGUUUGGCCGGAUGAGGAGACGGGAUGA